This is a messenger RNA of Vicia villosa (hairy vetch), 1334 nucleotides long. RefSeq names its product U-box domain-containing protein 4. Gene Ontology annotation, cellular component: cytoplasm; nucleus. Bases 122 to 1171 code for a protein of 349 amino acids. Gene Ontology annotation, molecular function: protein binding. The record is from RefSeq and is a predicted model, not a curated record. The transcript has 2 exons. Lineage: Eukaryota; Viridiplantae; Streptophyta; Magnoliopsida; Fabales; Fabaceae.
ACCUUUCUUCUCAUCCUCCAUCUCGUUCGUCUCCACAACCUUGCCCGAACCUGAACCUUAACCCGAGCCAUAGCAUCCGACCCAAACUCCUAACCUAACCUAACCUAACACCGUUACAGUUAUGGGAACGGAGAGUUAUACCUAUAUGGGACGGAGUUUCAACGAAUUCACCAUCAACGACGAUUCUACUUCCUCCGCUUUCAGCGACUGUAACAGUGAUAGAUCCGGCGAAUUCGCCACCACUUCUUCUCAAUCCCGACGACUCAUUAUCGCCUGCGCUUCGGAAGAUUCCGAUGAUCUCAUCCGUCAACUCGUAUCCGAUCUUCACUCCUCUUCAAUCGAAGAACAGAAACAAGCCGCCAUGGAAAUUCGGUUAAUCGCGAAGAAUAAACCGGAAAAUCGAAUCAAAAUCGCGAAAGCCGGUGCGAUUAAACCUUUAAUUUCACUCGUGUCUUCACAAGAUCUUCAGCUUCAAGAAUACGGCGUCACUGCAAUUUUGAAUCUCUCUUUAUGCGACGAGAAUAAAGAGCUUAUAGCUUCAGCCGGAGCGAUUAAGCCGUUAGUUAGAGCGUUAAACUCAGGAACUUCAACUGCGAAAGAGAACGCAGCCUGCGCGUUACUUCGUCUCGCGCAAGUGGAAGGGAACAAAGCGGCGAUUGGAAGAUCCGGUGCUAUUCCGUUACUAGUGAACCUUCUAGGAAGCGGCGGAAUCCGCGGGAAGAAAGACGCGUCAACGGCGCUGUACACGCUUUGCACGGUAAAGGAGAACAAGAUGAGAGCGGUGAAAGCGGGGAUUAUGAAGGUUUUGGUUGAAUUGAUGGCGGAUUUUGAAUCGAAUAUGGUGGAUAAAUCAGCGUACGUUGUGAGUGUUUUGGUGUCGGUGCCGGAAGCAAAGACGGCACUGGUGGAGGAAGGUGGCGUUCCGGUGUUGGUGGAGAUCGUGGAAGUUGGAUCUCAGAGACAGAAAGAAAUCGCGGCGGUUAUUCUGUUACAGAUUUGUGACGACAACAUGACGUAUCGAACCAUGGUGGCUCGUGAAGGUGCCAUUCCUCCUUUGGUUGCAUUGACGCAAUCCGGCACUAAUCGCGCAAAACAAAAGGCUGAGAAACUAAUUGAGCUUCUGAGGCAGCCAAGAUCUACACGUAGUACAUCAGAAAUAGUACUAGCAUAGAUCCUAGCAAUUAAGGUGGUAAGUGUCAAUCCCACACGUGCGGGUUUAGGUGUAAACGUGUGGUUCUUGAAGAGAGACAUAGAUAUUGUGUUUGUAAAUAUCUUCUUAACGGAGAAGCUUUGUAAAGUUUGUGGUGUAAAUGAUACGAGUUUGUUGAGUUUGA